Molecule: messenger RNA, 546 nt
Organism: Didymodactylos carnosus
Lineage: Eukaryota; Metazoa; Rotifera; Eurotatoria; Philodinida; Philodinidae
Source: the annotation of a GenBank genome assembly
AUGUUAAUUAUUGUCCUAUACGGUGAUAAUCAGCGUGCCAUAUUUAAUCCAGAUUGUAAAACAAUAAAUUUGAUAAGCUCAAUAAGAAAAAAUUGUCGAUGUGAUCGUAAUAUCUGUGUAGAUUUAUGUGAUCUCACUGGUGAUUUGAGACAUAUCAGUGAAUCAGCGGAACAAGAAUACGCGUCAGCCUUAUUCAAAGAUCGUGAAAAACUUGUGCUAAUACGAAUUGAAAAACAAAAUGAUCAAACAUUAUUGUAUACACCAUUACUUAAAGAUGAAAAUACCAUAACAAAUGAGUUUUUGUCACAUCUCUACAGUCGUGAUAGAAAUAAAGUAACUGAAAGCUACACUAAUAAACAGAUUCGUCCAAUUUUAAAUACGAGCAAACAAUCGAAUAAUCAAACAACAAAAUCAUCGUUACAAUCUCGACGAAGUUAUAUUUCGAACAAUCAAGUUCAACAAAAUCAAUCCGGCAACCUCACCGUACAACAUACAUCACCAACCCGAAGAAAAAGUGCUACUAAAACGCAGUUGCAUUUGAAGUAA